Messenger RNA from Colletotrichum acutatum, 1078 nucleotides. Its product is annotated as YjfJ protein. The transcript is spliced from 2 exons. Lineage: Eukaryota; Fungi; Ascomycota; Sordariomycetes; Glomerellales; Glomerellaceae. The coding region runs from base 216 to 698 and encodes 160 amino acids. The record is from RefSeq and is a predicted model, not a curated record.
GGGACAAUUCGAUGCUUUAUAUUUCUGUAUAAGUAUAGGCUUGUUGUCUCUCCAACUUUUGUGGUGGCCCACAUGAAUUGCAAACACCCUUUUCUUCAAACCCCCCACAGCAUUUUGAACUGCGAAGAGAUAUCCACUACUUUGGAAUAUCUCAAGAUUGAGAGAGUCACGCUGCAAGUUUUUCUACACGCACAAUCAAGAAAGAAAAAGACAGUAUGAACUUCACGGGCAGAAAGAGCGACGUCAAGAAGGCAGACGUGGCCAACAUCCCGCCGGAGCUAUCAGACCUGCACUGCUUCACAGAAACGGGCGGCGUCAUCACAACCACAAUGUUCGACAUCCCCGGCUACCGCGUAACGCGCACCCUAGGCGCAGUCUACGGCCUCUCGGUGCGCACGCGCAACAUCGCCGCGAGCCUGGGCAUGGCCAUCAAGUCCCUUGCGGGCGGAGAGCUGCGGUGGUUCACGACGAUGCUGUAUAACUGCCGCAACGACGCGCUGGGCAGGGUCGUGAGCGAGUGUAAGCAGAGGGGGGGCAACGCGAUUAUUUGUUUGCGGUUUGAUGCGUCGGACUUGGGUGGGUUCGCGCAGACGUGUGCGUAUGGGACGGCGUGUGUUGUUGAGAAGGUUGAGGGCGGGGAGGGGGUUGCGCCGCAGCUUGGGGGGGGAGUUGAGAGCAUGUGCAGCGCCGGGGAGUGAGAGGGGAAGGAAAGGGGGAGAGGAAGGAUGAGGUGAGGUGAGGUUGUCGUGGGGGUUGAGCUUGGCAGGGUGAAGGGUUUUUGUUUCAUGGAGGCCUGAGGUAGCUGGGGAGGAGUGAGUUUUGAUACCACUGCGUUGUAGUUGAUGUUAUUUUGAGAGGUAGCUGAAUCGAGAACGUUGACAAGUCAAACAUGUUUGGACAGCCAAGUAUAAAUCGCUCUGAUACGGAGACCAUGGAUACAAUGGUGGUCUGUUGUCGAUGACCUGCACUUGAUGUCGUGAUGUUUGUGCAUGAGUGAGGACCGGAUGGACUGCAAUUGAGGAUCAGAUGAGAAGCAGUGGUGGCCAAUGUCUGGGUGAAGAAUAUACCUCUCAUUGAG